This is a messenger RNA of Melanotaenia boesemani (Boeseman's rainbowfish), 6961 nucleotides long. RefSeq names its product insulin-like growth factor 1a receptor (gene igf1ra). Gene Ontology annotation, molecular function: ATP binding; phosphatidylinositol 3-kinase binding; insulin receptor substrate binding. The transcript has 21 exons. Bases 841 to 5091 code for a protein of 1416 amino acids. Gene Ontology annotation, biological process: protein autophosphorylation; positive regulation of kinase activity; glucose homeostasis. Gene Ontology annotation, cellular component: axon; insulin receptor complex; membrane. The record is from RefSeq and is a predicted model, not a curated record. NCBI's taxonomy places the organism in Eukaryota, Metazoa, Chordata, Actinopteri, Atheriniformes, Melanotaeniidae.
CAAAGAAAAAAUAACCCUCUUUAACGGGCAACUGCGUGAACACACUCUCCCUCCCACCCCAGCCGAUGUCGUCUAGCUGGAGACCCAUUCUCUUGCGUGGCACAAGUCUGGUAUUUUCUUUCAGCUCCCGGCUGACGGCAGAGUCCGAGCAGAGAAGCUGGAAAAUUGUUUUUUAAAACGACUUCUCCUUGCGAGCUGGGACUGCUCCAUAGCCUGUGCUGGCUGAAUGGCAUAAGAAAAGGGGUUUUCAUUCAUUUUCAACUCUCAGCCACCACCCCUGUGGAUCUAGACGUGUUUUCUGACCCCCCACCCCUCCUCAUGCAGUCAUUCUCACGGGGGAUUCUCGUGUAUGACACUGGCGAUAAUUUAUUGUGGUGGUAAAAGCUACUGGUAUUUAAAAAAAACAAAAACAAAAAACAAACAUUAAGACGAGGUUGUUUUUCUUUUUUUUUUAUUAACACAACCAGGCCUGAACGCACUGGAGGCGUGCUGCUGUUUUCAAGAGAUGGAGAAUGAAGAUGGGGAUUACCAUCAUUUAUCCAGGAAAAUCACUGGCCUGUGUGCCAUACCAGCAAAAGUAUCCAGUGAUUGGCAAAAAUAGCAGAUUGUUCUGUUUUUUUUUUUUUUUUUAAAUAAAAGGAAUUCCCUGCCCCAGUAAGUUAAAACAAACCCAGAUAGAAGAGUAACCACGCAUCUACAGGCUGCCAAAGAGUAGCCUUUGAGGUUACAACCAUUUUUUGUUAUUUUUUUAAUGUACAAGCUCUCAUUUGAAGAGCUGAUGUGUACAACUCUGUUUUACUUCGGUUUCAUACUGACAUUUUUGUUAUUUUUAAGAAGAUAAUGAUCAGGAACGUGAGAUUCGUAACAUCGAUGGGCACCCUGACCUUGUUCUGGGGUCUGAUGCUCUCUUUCUCCACUAUCUGCAUACGGUCCACACACGGAGAGAUCUGUAGCCCGAGUAUCGACAUCCGAAAUGACAUAAGUGAAUUCAAGAGAUUGGAGAACUGCACGGUGGUGGAAGGCUACCUGCAGAUUCUACUAAUAAACGACAAGACCAGCAACAUCCACCAGGAGGUAUUCCGCUCCCUCAGCUUCCCCAAGUUGACCGUCAUCACCGACUACCUGCUGUUGUUUCGCGUCUCAGGCUUGGAUAGCCUCAGCGUGCUUUUCCCAAACCUGAAUGUCAUCCGUGGACGCAUGCUCUUCUACAACUAUGCCUUGGUGGUCUAUGAGAUGACCAGUCUGAAGGACAUUGGCUUGUACAACUUGAGGAACAUCACCCGUGGAGCCAUACGAAUUGAAAAGAACCCGGAGCUCUGCUACCUGGACUCGGUGGACUGGUCUCUAAUUAUGGAUGCUGAAGUCAAUAAUGUUAUCAAUGGGAACAAGCAGGCAAAGGAGUGCAGUAACGUCUGCCCUGGCAUCAUGGAGGAUAGCCCUCUUUGUCAGAGGACGUCCUUCAAUAAAAACGACGACUACCGCUGCUGGACCUCCAAUCAGUGCCAGAAAGUAUGUCCAGAUCACUGCAAGCUUGCCUGUACAGACAAGGGGGAGUGCUGCCACAGCCAGUGCCUGGGCAGCUGCACCGAACCCAACAACGACAUGACCUGCUCUGCCUGUCUCCACUACUUCCAUGAGGGUCGGUGUGUCCCGGAUUGUCCCCCGGAUACUUACAAGUUUGAAGGCUGGCGCUGCAUCACCAAGGAACUGUGCUCCCAUGUGCAUCUGUCCAGUGACACACACUUUGUCCUCCAUGGAGGGGAAUGUAUGCCCGACUGUCCCUCUGGUUUCAUGCGCAAUGAGACUAAUCUUAUGGAGUGCAGUGCUUGCAAUGGCCUGUGCGACAAAGUCUGUAUGUCCCCGAUCAUUGACUCUGUGGAUGCUGCUCAGUCCCUGGAGGACUGCACUGUCAUUGAAGGCAAUUUGGACAUCAACAUUCGGCGUGGAAAUAACAUAGCCUCUGAGCUGGAGAGCUUCAUGGGAUUGAUCCAGACAGUGACGGGAUAUGUGAGGAUUCGACACUCCCACGCACUUGGCUCACUGUCCUUCCUCAAGAGCCUCCGUUACAUCAAUGGGCGGGAACUCAAUGAAAAAAUGUAUUCGUUCGUAGUUGUCAACAACCAGAAUCUGCAAAUUCUGUGGGACUGGAGUCAGCACAACCUGACUGUUCGGGCUGGACGCCUCUUCUUCCGACAGAACCCUAAACUUUGCAUGUCUGAGAUCCACAAGAUGUGGGCAAAAUCAGGCAUAACUGUAAAGCCAGAGGAGGGUGAUUUCCGCAACAAUGGUGAAAGAGCCAGCUGUGAAAGUCAUAUCUUGAAGUUCAGGUCUAACAUCACAUCAAGCUACACAAUCGAGCUGACAUGGGAACGCUACGAGCCUCCGGAACAUGGAGAUCUUAUUAGCUUCAUAGUCUACUAUAAGGAAUCACCUUUCCAGAACAUCACAGAGUUUGAUGGCCAGGAUGGUUGUGGCUCAAACAGCUGGCACAUGGUGGAUGUAGAUCUUCCUCAAGAUAAAAACGCUGAUCCAAAGGCUUUCCUCCAACAUCUCAAGCCUUGGACCCAGUAUGCUAUUUUUGUGAAGGCUACUACCCUGCAGGUGGAUAAACAUGUCAGUGGGGCAAAGAGCGAUAUUGUUUACAUUCGCACACGCCCAUCAUUGCCAUCGGUACCCAAAGAUGCCCAUGCAUAUGCCAACUCUUCAACAAAGCUGGUGGUUAAGUGGUCACCUCCAGUCUCUCCCAAUGGCAAUCUGACUUACUACUUGGUGCGUUGGCAACAACAGCCUGAAGACAGGGAGCUCUACCAACACAACUACUGCUCCAAGGAGCUGAAAAUCCCCAUCCGCCUCCCAGCGACAGAGCUCACAGACAUGGAAAACGGCACAAAGCCCACCAAGUCGGACUUGGCGGGGGCAGAGAAGGGCCCUUGCUGUGCUUGCCAGAAGACACCUGAAGAGAAAGACAGGGAGAAAGAUGACCGUGUCUUCUUAAAAGUUUUUGAGAACUUCCUCCACAAUGCCAUCUUUCUGCCGAGACCUCCAGACCGUCGGCGCAGAGACAUUUUUGGUGUUGCAAACAACACUCUGUUCCUAGAAGGUGAUCAGGGGAAUACCUCUCUUGGGUCUGGAGACAACAGUACAGAUGGCAUUCCCCCUGUCAUAGAGUACCCAUUUGUGGAGGAUAAGAGUUUUGCAGAAUACUUUGAGAUCCCCAGUCUGCGGCCAUUCACUGUCUACAGUAUUGACAUCCAUGCCUGCAAUGAGGAGGUGGGCCACUGCAGCGCGGGAGCUUUUGUCUUUGCCAGGACCAAACCUGCAGCCAAAGCAGAUGAUAUCCUUGGAAAGGUUGUCUUUGAGAGGAGUGAUAAGGUUGAUGGGAGUGUGGUGCUGCACUGGCAGGAGCCUGUCAUGCCCAAUGGACUUAUCCUGAUGUAUGAGAUCAAGUAUCGCCUGGGAAGUGAGCCUGAGAAACACAGGUGUGUGUCACGACAUCAGUACCGUGAAGACAAGGGAGCUCGCCUGACCAACCUUAGCUCAGGAAACUACUCUGCUCGUGUACGCGCAACGUCUCUGGCAGGAAACGGCUCCUGGACGGAGAGCAUCUCCUUCUACGUGCCACCCCCGAAACGAGAUGACGGUGUUACAAUCUACUUGAUCAUCAUAAUUCCCAUCAUUGUGACGCUUUUUAUCGCCAGCCUCACCACCAUUUUCUUCUUCAUUAACAAAAAGAGGAACAGCAACAGACUUGGGAAUGGAGUCCUUUAUGCAUCUGUCAACCCAGAGUACAUCAGUGCCGCUGAGAUGUAUACUCCGGAUGAGUGGGAGGUGGCCAGAGAGAAGAUCACCAUGCACAGGGAACUGGGUCAGGGCUCCUUCGGCAUGGUGUAUGAAGGCAUCGCCAAGGGUGUCAUCAAGGACGAACCAGAGACACGAGUGGCCAUCAAGACGGUCAACGAGUCGGCUAGCUUGAGGGAGCGGAUUGAGUUUUUGAACGAGGCGUCUGUCAUGAAAGAGUUUAACUGUCAUCAUGUGGUGCGGCUGCUGGGCGUGGUCUCUCAGGGACAACCAACUUUGGUGAUUAUGGAGCUGAUGACUCGUGGAGAUCUCAAGAGCCACCUGCGCUCUCUGCGCAAAGAAAACACCACCAGUCAGGUCCUACCCCCUCUCAAAAAGAUGAUCCAGAUGGCGGGGGAGAUUGCUGAUGGUAUGGCUUACUUAAAUGCCAACAAAUUUGUCCAUAGAGACCUGGCUGCCAGGAACUGCAUGGUAGCAGAGGACUUCACUGUGAAGAUUGGAGAUUUUGGCAUGACCAGAGAUAUUUAUGAGACGGAUUACUACCGAAAAGGAGGGAAGGGCCUGCUGCCUGUUCGCUGGAUGUCUCCGGAGUCACUAAAAGAUGGCGUGUUCACUACAAUGUCUGAUGUCUGGUCAUUUGGAGUUGUGUUGUGGGAGAUCGCUACCUUAGCAGAGCAGCCUUAUCAGGGCAUGUCCAAUGAACAAGUACUGCGCUUUGUGAUGGAAGGAGGACUCCUGGACAAACCUGACAACUGCCCUGACAUGCUGUUUGAGCUGAUGAGGAUGUGCUGGCAGUAUAACCCUAAGAUGCGUCCGUCCUUCCUGGAGAUAAUCAGCAGCAUCAAAGAAGAACUGGAUCCUAACUUCAGGGAAAUGAGCUUCUUCUACAGCGAGGAGAACAAGCCGCCAGAUACAGAGGAGCUGGAUAUGGAAGUGGAAAACAUGGAGAACAUCCCACUGGACCCCGUAUCCACCAGGCAGCCAUCUGCUGCUGUUCUUCCCUCGUCUGGGUGCACAGGAGGCACGUCGCCACCUUCUACCCAGCAUCUAUCCCCCAUGCAAGGCCCCAGCACUCCACUACUUGGACCUGUGUCUCUCUCAACCCCAGGCCAAGUAGCCUCAGCUGUGGCGUCUCCAGGACAAGCCUUGGACAAGCACUCAGGACAUAUUUCAGCCAAUGGGCCCGUGGUGGUGCUACGGCCUAACUUUGAUGAGAUGCAGCCAUAUGCACACAUGAAUGGGGGCAGAAAGAAUGAACGGGCACUACCACUGCCCCAGUCAUCGGCCUGCUGAUAUCAGUCCAUCCCCAUCUUUUCCUCACACACAGGGUAACUCAAGCCUCUCUCAGUCUCUUAAAGAGGUUAUGAGUGAGGUAAGAAAAUUACUUUGUUUUACUGUGUGCCAGUAGAUGGUCUCUCCUCAACUUUAAGGUCAAACACAAACUCUAAAAACUGUAAAACAGCACAGAAACCUGCUAAAGCAUUUGGAGUUUGGUGGCUCAGACACACUGGGGGACUUCUCCCUGUGCAGCCUGUAUUUCAAUCUUUGUUACAAACAAUUCCUUCAAGAAGGAAAACUACACAGGCAUGUAAUCUUGACAUACAGACUUACACAUGAACUUUAAGAAGAUCUUUUUUUUAGCAUAUCUGCCAGCAAAACCAACAGAAGAGCACUUUUCCUGAAAAUUUAAGAGAGGAUGUGACGGAUAUUUGAGUGUGUAUUUAUACGAACACAUCAUUCUCUCUACAAUAUGGUAUAGCUCUAUUUCUAUAAUGACUUUCCAUCAAAAUGAAUUUCUUCCCAUGAGCAAACUGGCUCAUGUUGCGUGAGGAUGCCUCAGUUAGAAAGUUUGUACUAAGAUCAAUGUUUCAUUUAAUAGUAAUAUUUCUAUCAGAUGCUGUCAGGUGUGGGUCAAAAAUGGUAGAGGGCCUAUUUUAUAUCUGCCAAACUAUUGCCAAAUCAAGCUCUUUCCUUCAUUUCAUGAAGUUUUCCUUUUUUUUUUUUUUUUUUUUUGUUAAAGGCUGUGAUUCAGGGUUGUGAUGAGUCUGCAAUCAUACCAAAAUUAUUUGGUUGUUUCAGACUUACUGCGUAGUAACUGGCAUGUCCUUUCACAACUGCAGGUUUUACCAAAAUAUGCCAUAUCUGCACAUGGCGUGGAAUCAAUUAUUUGAGGAAGCAACUUAAAAUUUUGGAAGGAGUAAAGUCAUCUCUGAAGCACAAACUUGUUAAAGAAUGCUUUAUGUUAGAUUGGAAAUCUAACAAAAGGUUUUCAGGUUUCCAAUUCAAAGUAGUUCUUAUUAUCAGCUUGGAUUCUGACAUAAAUUAUAAAAACAGAUGUUUGUUAAAUGUAAGUGACCCUUACAAAUCCAUGUUUGUGGUGUAAGCCACAAGUUGUCUGUGUACUGUGUACAUACUGUACAUUAUAUAUAAAAAGAGACACAUAGUUGUAGAUUUUACUUAAACUAUUUAAACCUUAUCAGGGGCUGAUAUACUGAAGUUACAUGGGAUCUUUUUUUUUUUUUAAGAUCAGAAAUAAUUAGUCGAUAGUGGACAUAAGUGUCCCCUUCAUGACAUUGUGUCAGAAAACUCUGAAUCACAGCCUUGGUCCAUCUUUUUAGUUUUUUUUGUUGUUGUUGUUGUUUUGUUUUGUAAAAAAGAGAAAGAAAAAAAAAUGUCACAAGUCUCACACUGCUACUCACAGAACAUCACAAUCUGGCAAUACACCCCCCCCCCCCCCCUCUCUCUCUCUCUCUCCUUGUCUCACACAUACAUGUUUUUCUUUCAGACAUUUUUAUGAGUGUGUAUGUUGUAUGGGGGGUGAACAGUGUUCACUGAUACAUAUUCAGUGGAACCAAAAACACCGCAACAAACAGGAGAUAAAAUAAAAAGCUGUUAAAUCACACUUUAGUAGCCUAGAGACAACUUGUAAGUCAAAGGAGGUCUCUUCUAGAGUAGUCAUUGUUUUUCAAACACAUAUAAAAGGUCUUACAGUUGUAUUUUUGACUGCAGGAUCAUUUUUAUACACAUCAUUGGUUUUUUGUCACUUUUUUUAAAAACCUUUUUACGGUUAAAAAUGUUAGCCUCUAUGUCUGUAUAAAACAAAGCUGCUAUUUCAUUCUGUUUCUUUUUUGGACACACACACGCCAUAUAUAUAUAUAUAUAU